AUUUUAAAUUUGCAUCAUGUCUAUAAAAUGCGUUUGAAAAAAAAAAUGAGUAAAAACUACAAUAACAAAAGUUUGUCUCACGAGAAAUAAAGAGAAAGAGAGUAAAUAACUUAGCAGAAAUCAGUUUUGAUUCAUGCCUUAGUCACUCAUCUGUCGUUGUUUAAAUUGUAUUAUUAAAAAUACGGGUGUGCUUCAAAAACAAAAGUUGUUAAAUGUUUUGCCAUUAAUUUCUAAACAUUUAAAUCAUACAAUUGUCAAAAUAUGAUUCGCUAUUUACAGGGAAAGUUAAAAACACGUGAAGGAAUUAAUUUUCGAUGACUCAUGACCUCAAAUAUAAAAGUUAUAAUUUUACAAUGUACAUUAUUAGAAAUCUUUAAAUAUAAAAUCAUAAAAGAGAAUUGUUUGCCAUAUUGUGAUUUAUUGUAACGAUGAAAAAUGCGUAUGUAUUGUGUGACGUAAACUCAAUCCAUCUCAUUUAUAGAAACAUACACUUAAAGUCUUUAUAAAAUAUUUUGAAUGUGCCCUCUGGAUCAACUAAAGAACAUAAAAAGUGUAAUUUCAGCUUCGAAUAAUUGAAUUGAAUAUUUUAAAGUUUUCUGAAAUAUUGAAUAUGAAAUGUGAAACGCUCAUUUUGAAACGAAAUCUGAUUCUCCUGUGCUUAAUAAGCCAUACUAUCACUUUUUACUGAUACUUAGAGUAUGCCAAUAACUAGUGUCCAAAAUAAAUCAUAUUCCUUUUUGUGUAUAAAACUCGAGGAAAAUUCAUAACUAUUCAAAAUUAAAAAAAAUCAUGGGGUCAAUAUUAUCAAAAGGAAAUGAUAAUUUAAAUAACAACGAUUCUAAUGAACACCGAAAUAACAUUUAUCUGGACUGCAAUAGUGAUAUCAUGAGUUCACCUUCAUCAACUCUAAUUGCAAAUCAUAUACGGCAGCCGAGUAUACGAAGCAGAAAUUUACAACCGAUGCCUAACUCAUCAGAACUAGACCGUCGAUUUGCAAAAGUUCUGCAAUCUAUGGAUCUUCCUCCUGAUAAAGCAAAGCUGCUCAAAAAUUAUGACAACGAAAAAAAAUGGGACAUUAUAUGUGAUCAAGAAAUGGUUCAUGCAAAAGAUCCUCCGUCUCACUAUUUGACCAAGCUUCGAACUUACCUUGACCCCAAAGCUUCUCGUAGUCACAGAAAACGUAAAAUAGUUGGUGAAUCUACAUCCACACAAGUUUUAAGAGAUUUAGAGAUUUCAUUACGUACAAAUCAUAUUGAAUGGGUAAAGGAAUUUCUCGAUGAUGAAAAUCAAGGACUAGAUGCAUUGGUUGAUUAUUUAAGUUUUCGAUUACAAAUGAUGCGUUACGAAUAUCAAAUUGAAGAGUCAUUAGACGAUUCGCAAGAAGGAUUCGAAAAACUUCGAGCAAGUACUGGAAAUAUAAAUACAAAUAAUCACAGUUCAUCACAUAAUAGAUUAACAAUGAUUUCUGCAAUGGGAAGCUUUAACCGACCAGGAAUUAUUGAACUUCUCAAUAGCCCUGGUACAAAACGAAGAUCUAAGCAUAUACAGAAGCUGAAUAUGGGAUCCACAACAGAUGAUAUUCAUGUUUGUAUAAUGUGCCUUCGAGCAAUAAUGAACAAUAAAUAUGGCUUUAACAUGGUAAUACAACAUCACGAAGCAAUCAAUUGUAUUGCGUUAAGUCUUAUGCACAAAUCAUUGCGUACAAAAGCAUUAGUUCUUGAAUUAUUAGCAGCAAUAUGUUUAGUGAAAGGUGGACAUGAAAUAAUAUUAAGUGCCUUUGAUAACUUUAAAAAAGUUACUGGGGAGAAAAAAAGAUUUGAAACUCUACUUGAUAUGUUUAUUAAUUACGAAGCAUUCAAAGUUGACUUUAUGGUGGCAUGCAUGCAAUUCAUGAAUAUUGUAGUUCAUUCAGUUGAGGAUAUCAAUUAUCGGGUUCAUCUUCAAUAUGAGUUUACCGCGCUAGGCCUUGAUGAAUAUUUAGAAAAAUUAAGACUAACGGAAUCGGAAGAGUUACAAGUUCAAAUAUCAGCCUAUCUUGACAAUGUGUUUGAUGUAUCAGCAUUAAUGGAAGAUAGUAUAACUAAAACAGCAGCAUUAGAAAGAAUAAAUGAGUUAGAAGACGAUUUAGGACGAGCCUCAGAUAGAAUUGCAGAAAUUGAAAGAGAAGCUGCAUUUAAUAUCGCAAACUUACAAACAGAAUUACAAAGAACAAGACAAGAACGUGACGAGUUAACACAAAAACAAAGGGUUUUUGAUGAAGAAGUAAACAAAUUAAAAUUGAUUGUUCAAAAACAUGAGCAAGAGUCAAAAUCACGAGAAUCGAUGCUUCUAGAAUUGGAAAACUUUUCAAAGACACUACCAAAAGGAACUUCUUGGCAGGAUGUUUCAAAUAUGUUAGCAAAAGGAGGAAAAUUCUCAGAUAUUAUGUCAACACCGUCAAAUGUAAAAACCGGUAGUAAUUCUGAAAAUGCAAAAGAAAUCGUUAGUCCUCCUCCACCUCCUCCCCCAAUGAUUCCAGAAAUUAAAUCAUCAUCCAUUCCUCCAGCUCCACCAAAACCAUCUAGUGGAAUACCUCCUCCUCCUAUGCCGGGAAUGAUGCCAAUAUCAAACGGUGCCAUGACAAUUAAAAGAAAAGUUCAAACCAAAUAUAAAUUGCCAACGUUGAAUUGGGUUGCACUUAAACCAAAUCAAGUUCGAGGAACGAUCUUUAACGAAUUGGAUGACGAGAAAAUUUUUAAAGCUAUUGAUUUUUGUGAUUUUGAAGAAAAGUUUAAAAUUGGUUUGGGAUUAGGAGCUUUAGGUGGUUCAGAAAUAGAUGGAUUGUCAAGAGACUUUUCAAGUAAACGAUUUAAGAAGCCCGAAAACAUUUCAUUACUAGAGCAUACUCGUUUGCGUAAUAUUGCGAUUUCCAGAAGAAAACUUGAGAUGGGUCCUGAAGCUGUAAUCAAAGCGAUAAAUAACUUAGAUCUAAAAAGUUUAUCUCUCGAAAAUGUUGAACUUCUUCAAAAAAUGGUUCCAACUGAGCAAGAAGCAAAACUCUAUAAAGACUAUGUAAUUGAAAAGAAAAAUACUAACUUGUUAACAGAAGAAGACAAAUUUAUGUUAAAUCUAACCAAAGUUGAAAGAAUCUCUUCCAAAUUAUCAAUUAUGAAUUAUAUGGGCAAUUUUUUCGAUUCUAUUCACCUAAUAAGUCCGCAAAUUUACUCAAUUAUAUCCGCAUCAUCCUCAGUAAAAUCGUCUAAAAAGUUUAGAUUGCUAUUAGAGAUAGUUCUGGCAUUUGGAAACUAUUUAAAUUCAAGCAAACGAGGUCCCGCAUAUGGUUUUAGAUUGCAGAGUCUUGACACAUUAUUGGAUACUAAAUCAACAGAUAAAAAAAUUUCAUUACUUCAUUAUAUUGUCGCAACUAUUCGCCAAAAAUUCCCAGAUCUUAUGAGUUUUGAUUCAGAAUUUUUCUGCAUAGACAAAGCUUCUCAAGUUUCCUUAGAAAAUGUAAUAGCCGACGUAAAUGAACUAGAAAAGGGAAUGGAGAUCGUUAGAAAAGAAGUUACAGCUGCAGGAAAAAAUACCCAGUGUUUAGUACUGAAAGACUUCUUAUCAAACUCUGAGGACAAGUUAAAAAAGAUUAGUGCUGAUACAAAAGUGGCGCAGCAGAGUUUCAAAGAAUGCUUAGAGUAUUUUGGUGAAUCUUCUAGAAAUCCUGACGCUAAUGCAUUCUUCUCACUCCUUGUACGAUUUGUCAAAGCAUUUAAGACAACAGAUCAGGAAAAUGAGCAACGAAAACGACUAGAACAAGCUGUUGCAUUAGCAGCAUUAAAAAAAGAACGCGAAGAAGAAGUAGUUUUAAGAAAUAGAACUAAUCCAAAAAAGCAACAAGAAGCGGUAAUAACUGAAUUAAAGCAUGCAACGGCUAUAAGAGAGAAGAAACUCCUUCAUCAAGAAGAUGUGUAUAAUGGCGCACUUGAGGACAUACUAUUGGGGUUGAAAUCAGAACCAUAUCGAAGAGCUGACGCUGUUAGGAGAAGUCAAAGACGAAGAAUCGAUUCAAAUCGUUACUCAAGAACUCUUGAAGAAGAGUUUUAAAUAGAAUUUUAUUUUGUUUAGCUUAAAGUAAAAAAAUUGCAAAACUAUAAAUUGCAUCUGUAAAAGCCUUUGUUGAUUAAAUUAUACAUAUUUUUACAACUAUUUUACAAUAUACAUUUUAAAAAGCGAAUCCUACAAAAAUAUCAUGUUUUUCAAGAAUUACGAACAUAAUUUUCUUCUUAUUAGUGGAAGUUUAUUAUAUGAUAUAGUUAAUUAAGUUUUGAAUCUCGAACCAUUCCAAGAAUCAAAAUGAUCACUUUUGUGUCAAAACUUUGAUAUUUUGAUCUUUGUGAACCUAUGGCUUAGAAAAAAUAUCAUUUUCAAAACAAUUUUUUCUUUGCUUUUGAUCUAUUUCAAAAAAAUAUAGUGAAUAAAAAAAUACUUGAUCUAAAACUCAUAAAAAAUUUGUAAAGCACAAUAUAUAUAAAUUCAAUAUUUUAACAUCAAUUCCUUUGUACUUGAGCAUUUAUAAAAAAAGACUUUAACUUUAUAAUGAAAGUAUUUCCUGUUCCAAUUUUAUAGAAUAAAAAAUGCAAAUACUAUUUGUAUAUUAUUUUGAUAAUAAAUAUUUGAAAAUUU
Messenger RNA from Chironomus riparius, 4659 nucleotides. NCBI's taxonomy places the organism in Eukaryota, Metazoa, Arthropoda, Insecta, Diptera, Chironomidae. The record is from the annotation of a GenBank genome assembly.